AUGCCUGACCUGGCCGCCGCCAGCCGGGCUGAAGUCCCGUUGGCAGCCCCGCCGUGGGGCAUCUGCGACUUCUCUCAGAAGCAUUUGUCCAUGCUGGUUCUCGCGGAGGAAAGAGUGGAGCCAUCAAGGUAUUCCUCGUCGAUCAUUUACCUCGUUUCCUUCCAUCCACUCGCCAAAUUUCCAGGCCCUAAGUGGUGGGCAGUUUCACGCAUCACCGGGGCAUACGAUGUCAUCGAAGGCGAUCUGUGGGCGGUCUUAGACGGGCUGCACGAGAAAUAUGGCGCCCACAGUUCGAAUCGCGCCCCAUCAAACGACAACCAUCACCCAGCCGCGUGGAAGUACAUCUAUGUGACGAAGCCGGUGCUCAUGAAAGACACCUACGGUCUGACUCCUCCGGUCAACGGGGCACACUCGCUCUUCACCGCCGAGGGUGGCACACACCGGCGGCUCCGCGGCGCGCUGGUCAAUGGCUUUGCCGACAGGUCACUGCGUGACCAGAAGCCCAUCGCCGAAGGAUACGGGAAUCAACUGAUCGCACUAUUUCGCCGCGAGGCAGCCAAAAGCGCUGACGGGACAGUCGUCAUCCAGAGGAUGUACGGCUACGCCACUUUCGACACGGUCACCAACCUCAGCUUCGGCGAGUCCCUUCUCAACACGUUCGAGAGCGACACAGGGAACGACGAAAUCCGGGAUUUCUUCCUGCAUGCCAAGUUCAGCACAAUCCGGAACUGUCUCAGCCGCUUCUCGCAGCUAGACAUCUUCUUACGCCUCUUCCUCUUUCGCGUCAGCCGCAAGACCCGGGAGCGCAACUGGCGCUUGACAACUGAGAAGAUCAACAGGUGGCUGACGAGGAGCGACCUCCUGGCUCCGCUGGUUGGCAAGCUAGACGAGACAGGCGGCGUGAAGGGCAUUAUUAUCAUCAAGGCCGAGCUGACGACCAACCAGUUAGCUUUCGUCAUUGCCGACUGCCAAUUGACCACGGUUGCCCUCGCGAUGGUUACCUACCUCUUGCUGCGCGACCCGCCCAAGUGGCAGCAGCUCGUUGAGGAGAUCCGUGGCCAUUUAACGAGCAAUGACCAAAUCACGGUGCUGUCCACGCAAGAACUUGCGUACUUGGAAGCCGUCAAUGAUGGGACAAUGCGCUUCCGCCACCCCACACCUAUUAGCUUCCGAGAUGCGUCCCUCCAGAAGGACAGACGGUCGACGGCCAGUGAAUUCCCGGCAAUAAACAUCCAAACUACGCCAACCUUAUGGGUUGAGCAGCAUGCCUUCCACCCUGAGCGCUUCCUUCCCCAAUCGGACCCACGCUUUCAUGCCGUUCUCAGCUGGCCCGCGAAACUGCCUGGGUUCAAAGUAAAAAUGUUCCUGGCAAAAGCACGCGUCUUCCUUGCCAAGGUGGUCUGGAAUUUCGACUUGGUCAUGCUGGAGAACCAGGAGGAUUGCCUUGACCAGAAGGUUUAUCUCCUCUUUGAGCCCAAGCCCCUCGUGAAACUGAGCAUUCCUGGGGAUGCGACGCGGAUGUAA
Molecule: messenger RNA, 1524 nt
Organism: Parathielavia appendiculata
Lineage: Eukaryota; Fungi; Ascomycota; Sordariomycetes; Sordariales; Chaetomiaceae
Product: cytochrome P450
Exons: 5
Coding region: 1-1524 (507 amino acids)
Molecular function (GO): iron ion binding; monooxygenase activity; oxidoreductase activity, acting on paired donors, with incorporation or reduction of molecular oxygen
Source: RefSeq, a predicted model, not a curated record